Messenger RNA from Desarmillaria tabescens, 858 nucleotides. RefSeq lists its product as uncharacterized. The record is from RefSeq and is a predicted model, not a curated record. The coding region runs from base 1 to 858 and encodes 285 amino acids. The transcript has 8 exons. Gene Ontology annotation, molecular function: oxidoreductase activity. NCBI's taxonomy places the organism in Eukaryota, Fungi, Basidiomycota, Agaricomycetes, Agaricales, Physalacriaceae.
AUGUCUUCCCAACAACUGGUUUGGCUCAUAACGGGGACUUCGUCCGGCCUCGGGCGUGAACUCGUCAUCGCCGCCCUAGAGCGCGGUGAGAAAGUCAUCGCCACAGUGCGUGGACGCUCGUUAUCCCAGAUUGGUGACCUCAAGGCCCUUGGUGCAGACGUAUUGGAGUUGGACGUAACUGCACCCUUGGAAGAACUGCAUACCGUCGCGAAGAAGGCCGUCGCUAUCUAUGGUAGAAUCGAUGUGGUCGUCAAUAACGCUGGAUAUGCUUUAUUACAGUCCGUUGAAGAGGCAACACCCCAAGAGACCUUGAAUCAAUUGAACACCAAUGUCUUUGGUCCUCUCAACGUAGCGCGAGCUUUCCUUCCGUAUAUGCGUGAACGACAUGUAGGAACUUUCGUAUUUCUAGGCUCUAUAGGUUCUUGGACCCCACAGGCUUUCUCCGGCCUGUACAAUGGGUCAAAAUUCGCAGUCAGAGGCAUAUCCGAGUCCCUUCAUCAGGAGAUCGCACCUUUGGGUCUUCGUAGUAUAUGUUUCGACUUCGGGUUCUUCCGCACCAACUUUCUCUCUCCUGGACAUCGCAUCCUGGGAAAGGCCGAUAUAGUGGGGUACCAGGAGGUAGCGCACGGGGCAGAGGCGUUUUGUCAAGCUUACGACAGACAACAACCGGGAGACCCGAAAAAGGGUGUGCGAGUUGUCCUUGAUGUCGUGAGAGGUGAGGGUGUAGCAGAAGGCAAAGCAUUCCCAACGAAUUUGCUCUUGGGAAGUGAUUGUCGGCGUGCUGUUCAGGAUGUCAUUCAGAAAGCAGUGGAUUCACAGGAAGAGUGGAAUGACAUCACUAUCAGUACUGAUAUUUAA